This is a messenger RNA of Microthlaspi erraticum, 1347 nucleotides long. NCBI's taxonomy places the organism in Eukaryota, Viridiplantae, Streptophyta, Magnoliopsida, Brassicales, Brassicaceae. The record is from the annotation of a GenBank genome assembly.
AUGGGGCGUCUCGUUAAUGGAGCUACUCUCUUGGCUUUGUUAUGUUUCCAUGUUUUUGUAGUAAAUGUUGCAGCGAGAAAUGUUGUGAGCACUAGCAAUGAUGAAGAGGAGAAGACGUUCGUUGGAGGAGGCAAGGGUGGUGGCUUUGGUGGUGGAAUUGGAGGAGGAUCCGGAGGUGGAGCUGGUGGUGGCUUUGGAGGAGGAUCCGGAGGUGGAGCUGGUGGUGGCUUUGGAGGAGGAUCCGGAGGUGGAGCUGGUGGUGGCUUUGGAGGAGGUGGUGGUGCUGGUGGAGGCGGAGGAGGUGGAGGAGGUUUUGGUGGUGGACAUGGUGGAGGUGUCGGAGCCGGUGGUGGCUUUGGUAAGGGAGGAGGAGUUGGCGGUGGUUUCGGAGGUGGGGGUGGACAAGGUGGAGGCGUUGGAGCCGGUGGUGGGUUUGGAAAAGGAGGAGGGAUCGGUGGAGGAAUCGGAAAGGGUGGAGGAUUUGGUGGCGGUAUUGGCAAAGGCGGCGGCAUUGGUGGUGGAAUAGGUAAAGGUGGCGGCAUUGGUGGUGGUAUCGGCAAAGGUGGAGGAGCUGGCGGUGGUUUCGGCAAAGGUGGAGGAGUAGGCGGUGGUAUUGGCAAAGGUGGGGGAGGUGGUGGUGGUUUUGGCAAAGGCGGAGGAGUUGGCGGUGGCAUUGGAAAAGGCGGAGGAGCUGGUGGUGGUUUUGGUAAAGGAGGAGGAGUUGGAGGUGGUAUUGGCAAAGGAGGAGGUAUCGGUGGUGGUAUUGGAAAAGGUGGUGGAAUCGGUGGCGGAAUUGGCAAAGGCGGAGGAGGUGGAUUUGGCAAGGGCGGAGGUAUUGGGGGUGGUAUUGGCAAAGGCGGAGGUAUUGGGGGUGGUGGUGGAUUUGGUAAGGGUGGAGGCAUUGGUGGUGGUAUCGGUAAAGGCGGAGGCAUAGGUGGCGGUAUUGGCAAAGGCGGAGGAAUUGGCGGUGGUGGUGGAUUUGGUAAGGGUGGAGGCAUUGGUGGCGGUAUCGGUAAAGGCGGAGGCAUAGGUGGCGGUAUCGGCAAAGGCGGUGGUAUUGGCGGCGGUGGUGGAUUUGGUAAGGGUGGAGGCAUUGGUGGCGGUAUUGGUAAAGGCGGAGGUUUUGGCGGAGGAGGUGGAUUUGGAAAAGGUGGUGGAAUCGGUGGUGGAAUAGGCAAAGGAGGAGGAUUUGGCGGAGGUGGUGGAUUUGGGAAAGGCGGAGGUAUUGGUGGAGGAGGUGGAUUUGGUAAAGGUGGUGGAUUUGGUGGUGGAGGUUUCGGAGGUUUUGGAGGUGGAGGUGGAGGUGGAGGUGGGGGCGGAGGAGGCGGUGGAUUCGGUCAUCCCUAA